This is a messenger RNA of Penicillium brasilianum, 2674 nucleotides long. The record is from the annotation of a GenBank genome assembly. NCBI's taxonomy places the organism in Eukaryota, Fungi, Ascomycota, Eurotiomycetes, Eurotiales, Aspergillaceae.
AAAGGGUGGUGCCGUUCGUAUGUUUGCUGUCUGAAAAAAAAAUAACACUGGCCAACUGUGCUUCCUCCGCUUUCCCCCCCCUCGUCAUUCCGCAACUCCAUCGCAACCUCAUCUCUAUCCGACCUGCCCGCUCUUCCUUCCUCCCCCCCUCACUCCUCUCCCACGCUUUUUCAAGGGCCUCAAUGCUCGGCGUUUAGCCGCACUAUCUGCCCGUCAGCUUCACAACCAUGCCGAUCCGUCCUCUCGAUGAAUGGACCGUGGGCCGUACCCAGUCCCUCCCUCUCUCCGCGCUAAAGGGCGCGGUCAUUGGUCUCGAUGCGUCGCACUACAUUCAACAACACCUGGUGAACCAGUCCACCCGGGAGGCCCUGCUCGGCGCUCUUGGCGGCUUUCCCUUCGCCUUGAAAGCCAACAUCGAAAAGGAGCUACAGACCUUCAAGAGUCUCGGUGUUGGAUGCAUCUUCGUCUUCAAUGGACUGGAUUUUGGCAAGAAAGAUGAGAAGCCUCGCAACCAGUCCGCCAUGGCACGCUCAUUCGAGCAGGCCUGGGAGCUCUACGAUCAGCAGCAAGCGGACCAAGUUGUGGAUGCCUUUAGCAAUGCCGGGACCCCACCCCCGGAAACCCUCUACAAGUUCCUGCAGCGAAUCCUCUCCCAAAAUGGAGUCUCAUUCAUGGUGGCGCCCUAUAGUGCCUGUGCGCAGCUCGCCUAUCUCGCCCGUGGCGCCAACCCCGUGAUCGAUGCCAUUUACGGGCCUUCCGAAACGCUUCUAUUUGACAUCGAGAAGCUUGUGACGCGCAUUGAAAUCGAGCCCGCCCAAUUCUCCUGGCUCACAAAGCAGACUCUCCUGGAAGAACUCGGCCGUCUAUCUAAUGAUCAAUUUCUAGAAUUCUGCCUGCUCCUCGGGUCACCAUUCCUGCGAUCAUUCCCGCUAUUCGAGAGUCCUGCCUUCCCCGGGAAGCUCCCUCUCGUCCGCGAUGCGCUGCCAAUGUUCAAUGCCGCCGGCCGAAGUGCCUUGGCCUUGUGUGCUCAGAUUGAAGAUGAGCGUCGUGUGCCCGAGCUCGACUACACGAAGCGAUACAAGCGCGCAUAUUUGGUUGUCAAACACCAUGUGAUCAUUGAUAUUGAGGGACGAGUUGGUCCCAUGGACCAGGAGCAUACCUCGUCGGACAUGCACGAGCUCAUCGGCCUGCGCCUCCCUGAGGAGCUGUACUUCUAUCUGUCCAAGGGUGUCCUUGGCCGAGAUAUUCCCAACUUCCUCACAUCGGGCGAGGUACGUCUCUCGCUCCCUCUGGGAACCGAGGACACUGAGGUAUACCGUCAACUUGUGGCCGAUACUUUGACUCCCAUUCGGGCACAGUCAAUUGGCCUCUUGGCCAAUUGCCUCCACAGAUUCUAUCAGACCAAAAUCAUCACCAUUAAACCUUGGUUUGAUGAAAACUCAGAAGAGAGGCAGAUCAACCUCAGGGAGCUCCCAUCAGUCAGAGAGACCGUUCAGGCUUGGAGGGUAUCCAGUGAUAAGUUCCCCGAAGACGUCAAGAAGUUGCAGGCGCCGCGGGGGUCCUUCAAGUUUGCCAUCCAGAGCUUGAACAACUCUGAAUUCGUGGCCAAGACAUUCGCGACGAGAGAGACUCCUAUCCUGUCAAAGCAAGAAGAUGUGUUGUCCAACGUUAUGUGGCGUUUCUUGCAGCUGCGUGGGUACGUCGACAACAAGCACAGACUGACUGCAUGGGGCAAGUGCCUAGAGCAAGCUCUCUCGGCGGUGGACCCUGCCGAUAAUCUGGAGGAUGCCAUUUUCAUUGCCAUCGAGAUGCUUCGGAUGAACCUUCUUAACACGAAACAUUGGUUCUCACAUGUUUCCGGCGGCCCGAUGAGAGGCUCGGAGGAGGACAAGACUUUCAAUAUGCUGGUAUCCCGUGUGGCAUGUAUCGCGAAGUUGCAACACAAGCCUAUCGGAUACUCCGGCCCUCUUAGCCGACAACUCCUUUGCUACCGUUCCCUCAUUUCCGAAGUUCGCACAGCAUUGAGGAAUCUCAUUGAGGUUGUGCUGGCGGGUUUGCUCCUGAGUGGUGAGGUUGAUCGAGACCGCAAUGACUGGGUUGAGCUAGGAAUUAAGCUUCCCUUUAUUGACGAUAAUGACUGCGGUCUCGGUAUCGCUGUCCGGACCUAUUUGGAUGAUCUCCCUCUGCAAGCGAACCCCACCUCGCCCGAGGCUCGGCAAGAGGUUAAAUCAAAGGGCAAGGAAUGGUUCCAGCAUAGCGAGAGCUUCACGGGAAAUCUGGAUUUAGCCUUUAAGCUGUGGGAUGCGGUUUACAAGGGUUCCCAGAACGCGGACGACCACGAGUUCAAGGAGGCAAAGCUUUGGGAUGAUGCUAACAAGUGGUUGGCGGAGAGGCGUUGAGAGAGUAGACGAUUCUGAUGUGAGAGCUACAUCAACUAUCGGAUGCAUCUUUAUGAAGGAGAAAUUUCGGGCCUUAUGUGUACGCGGGUCGCAAUUGAGUUUCAUGCCUAUGACAGCUCAACGUGCAGAAACUAUUUUCUACGUGAGCAUCAGAGGAUGUGACGUUGGCGAAUUUCUCUAUUUGUAUUACUACUUUAGUAAUAAGGAAACGAAGUAAAUAACCCCUGACGGAGAAUAAGGUAUAAACUCUUGUGUAAUAGUCAAGUAUGUCCAGU